Molecule: messenger RNA, 1161 nt
Organism: Fusarium graminearum PH-1
Lineage: Eukaryota; Fungi; Ascomycota; Sordariomycetes; Hypocreales; Nectriaceae
Exons: 3
Coding region: 1-1161 (386 amino acids)
Source: RefSeq, a predicted model, not a curated record
AUGGUGUUCAUUAAGCUUACUCCCGCUAUCCUUCUGGCCUUCCUGGCUGGUGCCAAUGCCAAAGACAUCUUUGUGUCUCCAACAGGAACUGGCUCUGGUACCCUUGCAUCACCAUACGGAUCUAUCCAGUCCGCCAUUGAUGCUGCCAAAGCUGGCGAUAUCAUUUACCUUCGCCAAGGUACCUAUGCGCCGUCUAAGAACAUCCAAGUCAAGACAAGCGGUGCCAAGGGCAGCCCCAUCGUCGUGAAGCCUUAUCAGAAUGAGAAGGCCGUUGGCGAGUCGCUCCCAAAUGCUGAGCGUGGUGUCUUCCACAUUCAGAACGCUGAGUGGUGGUCUUUCUAUAACCUAGAAAUCAUCAAUGGCCCUUACGGUAUAUACGCACGUGAUGCUUCAAACAACUAUUAUGAAGGCCUCUCCACCCAUGACAACUACGAGACUGGCUUUCAGCUCGAAGGUGCAUCGUCCAACAACUUGGUCAUCAACCUGGACUCUUACCGCAACCGCGAUCCACGAAAGAAUGGUGAGAGUGCAGAUGGCUUCGCCUGCAAGGAGGGCAAGGGCGAGGGCAACGUUCUUCGAAAUGCGCGUCUCUGGGACAACGUUGAUGACGGUUUAGAUCUGUACAUGUUUGGCUCUGCCGUCACUUUGGACGAGGUGUACGCUUGGGGUAACGGCUUCAACCGCUGGGACUUUAGCAGUUUUGAGGGUGAUGGAAAUGGCUUCAAGCUGGGUAUUACAAACAACCCUCCUGCCAACCACAUCGUCAAGAACUGUAUGGCUUUCCAGAAUGCCCAGAAGGGAUUCAUCGACAACGGAAACCCAGGUUCUUUGACCUUUGAUCGCAACACUGCGUGGAAGAAUGGCAAUCUGGGCUUCCAUCUCCGCAGCUCGUCAUCCAAGGUGACCAAGAAUGUUGCCUCUAACAACACCGGCAAGCAGGUUGAUCUUAACAGCAAGGUCUCUGCAUCAGGAAACUCGUGGGAUUCGAGUGAUACUUGGAACGAUGCUGCGUUCAAGAGCACGGAUGCGUCUACGCUGAAGGGCGCUCGUGGGUCGGAUGGACGUGUGAAGGCUAGUGAUUUCUUGGUACCUGCUUCUGGUGCUGCUAUUGGCGCUACUACCAAGGCAAAGGUUCAAAAGCUUCGAAGGUUCGCAUACUAA